This is a messenger RNA of Xylaria bambusicola, 666 nucleotides long. RefSeq lists its product as uncharacterized. Gene Ontology annotation, cellular component: GINS complex. Bases 1 to 666 code for a protein of 221 amino acids. Gene Ontology annotation, biological process: DNA-templated DNA replication; double-strand break repair via break-induced replication. The transcript is spliced from 3 exons. Lineage: Eukaryota; Fungi; Ascomycota; Sordariomycetes; Xylariales; Xylariaceae. The record is from RefSeq and is a predicted model, not a curated record.
AUGGACAUUGACGACAUCCUGCGCGAGGUUGACCCCGCCUCACAAUCCAUCCCGGCGGAAACUCGCGAUCUACAAGCCCUGACGCGCGCUUGGGUCGCCGAGCGUUCGUCUCCCGAAUUGCUUCACUGGCCCGCCGACGGCCUCUUCGAGCGUGUGAAUGAUCGCAUCAAGCAGCAGAUCGAGAGGGUUGAGGAAAUGACCGGCGACAUGGACCCCAAGACAAACUUCGCCCUAAUAGUGAUACAAACCGAGCUCGAACGCUUUAAGUAUCUCGUACGAAGCUACCUGCGUGCGAGGAUCGCCAAGAUCGAUAAGCAUACCCUACACUACCUGUCCAGUACGGACCUGAGAGCGCGGCUGUCCGAGACAGAGCAGGCCUAUGCCACACGGCACCAGGCGUUGUUGCACAAUCACUAUUUAUCUUCCUUCCUGUCCGCCUUCCCUCCCGCACUACAGAAUUUGAACGACACGGCCGGAAACAUUAGCAUGAUUGACGCCCCUGACCUUGACACUGCUGUCUUCAUUCGCCUUCUUAAAGAUACUCUUGUCGAAGGCCAUGGGACUGAUAUGGAUGGCUCCUUGAAUGGCAAAAAUGGCGAUGUUGUUAUUCUUAGGUGGUCUGACGCGAAAUCACUAGUAGAAUCUGGUCAUGCCGAAGUCAUAUGA